AUGCUCACCUCCGUCCACAGAAAAGGCGAUUAUGAUGCGCACCUCAUCCGUCGAUUCGCCCAUCCGGCACAAGACAUGUACACGGCCCUGCGCGCCCUAAAUCUAGAGCUCGUCCGCCUCCCCGACAUCGUGUCCCACCCGACCAUCGGCCUCAUGCGCAUCAAGUUUUGGCAGGAGUCAAUCGACAAGACCUUCGCCGGCCAGCCGCCACGUGAGCCCAUCUGCAUCCUUCUCCACCACGCGCUGCUGUUCAUGGACCAGCACGCCGACGCAUCGCGCAAGAAGUCGAUCAAGUUUUGGCUGUCGCGCCUGGUCCGCACGCGCGAGAAGCACAUGGACAACCGGCCAUUCACGAGCCUCGCCGCACUCGAGGACUACGCUGAGAAUACCUACUCCACGAUGAUGUACGCGAUGCUGGCGAGCCUCGGCCUGCGGUCAAUGGACGUGGACCAUCUCGCCAGCCACGUCGGCAAGGCGUGCGGCAUCGUCGCCGUCCUGCGCGGCGUGCCGCUGCUGGCCGCACCACCGCCGCCCAUCAAGACGCCCAGCGGCGACUCGCCGCCCACGCGAGAGCCGGCGCUGUUGCUGCCGCUCGACGUCAUGGCCGACGAGGGCGUCAAGGAGGAGGAAGUCUUCCGCCAGGGCCCCAACGCUCCCGGUCUGCAGGAUGCCAUCUUCAAGGUCGCCACGCGUGCCAAUGACCAUCUCAUCACGGCGCGGGAGAUGCUGAAGCGGUUGCGCGCCGGUGAGGACGCUGGCCACGAUUUUGAGCACGAGGGCGAGGGAGCGCACGUGUACGAGGACGGGGAGAGCGACCGCGCCAGGGAUCUGCACCGAGGGUUCCGCGUGCUGCUGGAGGCAGCGCCGGCAACCUAUUUUCUCGAGCGGCUGGAGCAGGCCAACUUUGACCCCUUUGCUGUGAAGGCGGCCGGGUGGAAAUUGCCCUGGCGGGUUUGGCAGACACUUUCAAAGGAACGGCUGUAA
Cordyceps fumosorosea ARSEF 2679 is the source of this 984-nucleotide messenger RNA. Its product is annotated as Squalene/phytoene synthase. Gene Ontology annotation, biological process: mitochondrial respiratory chain complex I assembly; biosynthetic process. The record is from RefSeq and is a predicted model, not a curated record. The transcript has a single exon. Bases 1 to 984 code for a protein of 327 amino acids. NCBI's taxonomy places the organism in Eukaryota, Fungi, Ascomycota, Sordariomycetes, Hypocreales, Cordycipitaceae. Gene Ontology annotation, cellular component: mitochondrion.